AUAUAUAUACAUAUAUAUAUGUAUGUAUAGUUAGGCGCAACCGUAGUACGUGUGGGUGAAGUAUGCAAGAACAAGAACAUGAAGGGAUGACGAGCAUGAUGAUGGGGUGUGACGGCGGCGGAGGAAUAAACAACGCGGAUGUGGUUUCCGGCGAGGUGGUGAACCACCAGCUGAAGGCGGAGAUCGCCGCACACCCGCUGUUCGAGCAGCUGGUGGCGGCGCACGUGGCGUGCCUUCGGGUGGCGACGCCUAUCGAUCAGCUGCCGCUUAUCGACGCGCAGCUCACUCAGUCCCACCAUAUCUUGCGCUCUUAUGCUCACAGCGCCACUCAUCACCACCACUCUCUCUCUCCUCCUCAACGCCAAGACCUUGACAAUUUCUUGGCACAAUACAUGGUAGUUUUGUGUUCAUUGAGAGAGCAGUUACAGCAGCAUGUAAGAAUCCAUGCUGUAGAGGCUGUAAUGGCCUGCCGUGAAAUUGAGCACAACUUACUCUCUCUUACUGGAGCAACAUUGGGUGAAGGAAGUGGUGCAACAAUAUCGGACGAUGAAGAAGAGAUCCAAAUGGAUUACUCGAUGGAUCAAUCUUUAGCCGAUGGGAAUGACCUAAUGGGGUUCGGCCCUUUGCUUCCAACCGAAUCCGAGAGGUCUUUAAUGGACAGAGUUAGGCAAGAACUCAAAAUCGAGCUGAAGCAGGGGUUUAAAUCGAGAAUCGAGGAUGUAAGAGAGGAGAUAUUACGAAAAAGAAGGGCCGGAAAAUUACCAGGCGACACGACUACCGUGCUCAAAAAUUGGUGGCAACAACAUUCCAAGUGGCCUUAUCCAACUGAAGACGACAAGGCGAAGCUGGUAGAGCAGACAGGUUUGCAGCUGAAGCAAAUAAACAAUUGGUUCAUAAACCAAAGGAAGCGAAAUUGGCACAGCAAUUCACAGUCGGCUACUUCUCUCAAGUCGAAGCGCAAGAGAUAGAUAUAAUUUCGUUCGUGCUACCGAUCGAUCGAUCGAUCAGUGUUUAGUUGACCAAUAUUGACCAACUGUGAAGCAAAUUAAUUAAUGGGAACUAAUGAUGAUUUAGUUUAAUUUGAAGUGUUAGAUGUAUGUAUACAUAUAUAUAUGUUUUGUAGAUUUUGUAUCUUCAGACAAGAAAACUUUCUGAUUACAGACUUCUUCUUGGAAUA
Messenger RNA from Erythranthe guttata (spotted monkey flower), 1177 nucleotides. RefSeq names its product homeobox protein knotted-1-like 7. Gene Ontology annotation, molecular function: DNA binding. Gene Ontology annotation, cellular component: nucleus. Gene Ontology annotation, biological process: regulation of DNA-templated transcription. The record is from RefSeq and is a predicted model, not a curated record. Lineage: Eukaryota; Viridiplantae; Streptophyta; Magnoliopsida; Lamiales; Phrymaceae.